UCUCACAGCUGAUAGAAAUACUAAAAAAAGAAAGAAGAAAAAAGACACUACUGUGGAUUUUAACCAAGUUAACCGCUACUACAGAGGAAGGUAUUGUUUUAUGCGCGCAGUGUGUCAAGAAUGACAGAUUCUUCGUGGACUCUCUGGAUAUUACAUUUGUAACGGGAGGGGGGUUGUGACUGAAGAUGUCCACUUUGGGGGAAUCCGGGAGCACGAGUCUACAGCGGCCAUACACGGUGACGUCGUUCCAACACAAACUGGACAUAUUCGAGGGGCUGAUCAGAGAAAUAACGUACCAGGACUCCCAAGCUACCCCCGAGGAACGCCGGCAGUGGAUAACAGAAAACCUUCGCUUUGACCAGUUCUGUGAGAAAAUCCGUGACAUAUUCGGACCAGACGUCAAGAACCAUGAUCUUAAAGCCAUAUAUCGAAAAAUAUCCACUAACCCGGAUGCUAAAGUCGACUGGAGUGAGCUGUUUGGGUACUUCCAAUCAGGAGCGGAUGAAGAGGAGAUAACUGUCGGUGAAGAGAUCAGCGUCUUCAUGGUUGCUAAGCGACGACGUGUCGGAGAAGCGGCCGGUGACAGGAAGCGUCGGGAUACGGUGCAAUGUAUCAAGUACAUCCAGGGGAUCGACUCCUACUUAAGUGUGUCUCAGAAGGGGGCGUUAUCGAUAUGGACCAACAAGUUAAGACUUCAGUCCUGUGUUGAUAUAAACGAAGCGGCGUGGGCGACAGGGUGCGACUAUUUGCCGAGUAUUCGGAGGGUGGCCUGUUGCACGGAGAGGAGUAUCGUCAUUUGGGACAACAGAGCGAAGGGGAAGAACCAGCACAUAUUUUCCAUCAAGCCCAUAGAACACUCUCCACAGUGUAUGGUCAGCGUGCCCCUGGCCACCUCCAUCCACGAGGACUGCAUCCUGUUCGGGGACGACCAGGGCUACGUGAACAUCCUCACAGUCACCGCCAAGGACCUGACCAUGAAGAACACCAAGGGGGAGAAGAAAAACACACACAGUUAUGUCAUAGACCCUACUAAACUGGCACAACCCAUUGUCAGACGUCGACUCCAUGAUGACUGGGUACUUAGGGUCAAGUAUUUUCCAGAAUUGCGGUGUUUUGCUUCCUGUUCUCCCAGCAGCGUUCAUUCGUUUGUCUUGGAGGAGCUUGGCAGAAUAUACGACAAUGUAGAAAUACGGGGAGUGUCCGUCCCGAAAGGAGUUAACUGUUUCGACUACUGUAGUCGAGCCAACAUCAUCGCCACCGCUGGAGUGGACAAGAUUAUUCGAGUGUGGCAUCCGCAUAUAUUCUCAAGACCCACGGGCAAACUACUGGGUCACCUGUUCACCAUCACCGACGUGGCCUGCAAUGAGCGUGAUCAGCACAUCAUCAGUCUGUCGACAGCUCGCGUCUUCCGAGUGUGGGACAUCCACACACUCACGUGCCUUCAGGUGUUCACAGACAACGAGGAACGUCCAGGGGAGAAGAGAAUCUAUUCAAUGUUGUUUGACAACAAAUACGACCGGCUAUUAACAGGCUCCAGCGUCAUUGACUCGUGGCCUCUGACUAGGGCAGUACAAGACACGAUGCAGGUUCCACAUACCCACGACAGACCACUCAGCCAGGUAUUGUACAACAGUGAGCUGAAUCAAGUGGUUUCCGUUUGCACAGAAUCAUUUCUGAAGGUUUGGGAGAUGGACACAGGCAAGGUCAUAUACUCCAUUACAGAAGCACACGGUCCAGGAAUUGAAAUUACUGCAAUAACGCUAGACAAGUCAGGUUACAGACUAGUUAGUGGAGGCUAUGAUGGUUCUAUUAAGAUCUGGGAUUUUGGCGCUGGUCAGAUGAUCAAGUCGAAGUCAGGGCGAGGCGUGGAUGAAGACCUUAGCAUCACGGGAUUGGUCUACUACCGCUGUGAGAAUGACCACGUGUUACUGGCGUGUGGGUGGAACAACAGAAUCAAGAUGAUAUUGGAUCCGAGUGACAGCCACGAUCUGCCAGUCCUCCACGAGUUUAGCGACGUGUACUACUGGCCGAGAGAGGCGAGUUUCUCCCUGUGUAGCGAGUCCAAGUCGCCCACCCUGAACGAGACCAAGUCCUCGUCGAGAACCGACACUAGUCUGCCUAACGCACAAAUCACCAAUGUGUUCAGAAAAGACUACAUAUUGUCUUCCCAUGAAGUGACGUGUAUGGUUGCAUUCAAAGAGGAAGUCCUAUUUACCGGGACAGGAAAUGGCAGUAUCGUUAUGUGGGAUAUGAAAAAGUCACUUGUGAAUAGAAUUUUCCAGCUACCCCCUGCUGACCCGGAGAGUACAGACAUUCAGGUGAGACUACUCCAGAGUGGGGAGCGGAGGGUGAACGCCAUCGGAGUUCUCGUGCAUAAAGUUAGAAAACCGGAUCCUGCGUAUAUCAAAAAGCUGACUGAAUUACACCAUGUAGAGUCGGACCAAGACGAAGUUUCUACGUCCGCUGGCGAAAGUCAUCCUGUGUCUAGAGAUUCUGGCACAACACAAAGCCACAAGACAACAAGUAGAGAUGGACCGCCAGGUGAACAUGAAACCAGUCAGAAGAACACACCAAGCACCGCCAAAUCGCGAGAACAAAGAACCCAACCACAUGGACGCGAUGUAAUAGUGAACAUGAGCGGCGCCGAAAGCACGUCGUCGAAGGGUAGUAGUAAACGGGUGCGGAUGGAGGAUGACAACGUGGACCCGGAUGCUAAGAUGAUCGUGGAGGAGCACCAGCCCCUGGUCGUGACGGCGCACCAGGAUUCGUUCAUCAGGUUCUGGAACUUUGACGGCGACCUCUUGCGGGAAGUGAUGCCGAUGACUCGACGGACGGGGACGGCCAUCACGGCGCUGUGUUACGACAAGGACGUCAACAUCCUGGUUACUGGAGAUCACAAGGGUUACAUCACUAUGUGGGACGUGAAGAAAUUUUUAGAAAGUCCGGAAGCUGAGGAUGCUGAGCCGAUAAAGCAGUUGAUUUGCUGGAGAGCUCAUCUAGUACGGAUUGUCUCCCUUGUGUAUGUGGAUGCACACAAAUCUAUUUUGUCUGGAUCAACGGACGGAUCUUUGAGGGUGUGGUGGGGUAAGAAAGGUAAAUUUAUAGGUUUCUUCAGUCAGCAUCGUCCAUUCCUGUUCCCAGUGUCGGAAGAACUAGCUGGCUCGCCGUCUCUACCGUACGAUAUCACUGAGACUCCACAAGCUCCAGUAGCAAAGAAAACUGCUGGGCAGAAAAUAACCACAGUGCAAAAAUUUGAAUAUCCUUUAAUAUUUGACAACGAAAAAUGGCGCCCAUUUCGGAGAUCAGCUUAUAUCCGUCAAACAACGCAACGCCCACAGCCAGAAGAUAAGAAAUUCUUUGGAGCACUUAUAAAACCCAGGGCCUACAAUCACCAUCUUGAAAGUUCCACGACUGGAGAGAAGUUGCAAGGGGCAGUUUUCAGAGCUCUUCCUGUGUACAGGGUGUGUUCACCUGAGACUCCGAGAACCCCAGUUAUGAACUAUAGCAUGAUGACAGAGGACGAGGAGAACUACUAUGGAAACUCGACCCUCUUUGGAGCUGUUAAGGGCAGCAAGGCUCUUGGCCGAGGUGAAAAGGCUGGGGCAAGAACUCAGAGUCAAGUGAAACCGAAGAAAAGUGUGACCAGAAACGUAUAUGCAGGUGUUCCCACACGCUUCAGUCAAAUCGACCCAACGUCCGUGGUUUCUCCAAAACGGAGAUGAUUUUAAAACAGUUUUACUUACUCUACAUAAUCAUUUAUGACGUCAGAAUGCCAUUACCAGUCUUCUUCUAUUGUGAAACAUAAAAUACUGAAACAUUGAUCGAAGGUAUGCUUGCAAAUUGUUCUUGAUUAUCUCAGAUGAAUUGCUACUGUAUAAUUUGUCGGACAAUGGAAUGACAGGCUGCUGCAAUAGAAUAUACGAUGUGUCAGGAGAGAGGAAAAAAAAGUUAAAUAUAAUAAUUUGUCUUGAGUGACGACAUAACCAGUGGUUCAUAUUAGAAUCGAAAGACAGUUGAUUAUUUCCUCAGACUAUUUUAUACGGGUUUGACAUAGCAAUUACUUAGUGCAAGAAGAAAAGGAAGCGUUUUGGCAUUUACGAACUUCCUAUUCUGUGGAUAUUUAUUUAUCCAAAUACUUAUACUGAAUCAAAUAAGAGCAUGGCCAUAGACAUGAUUAUAUAUACUAAUGACUGGGGGCCACCCACUUUGAUGGGGGAGGCAACCACACGGUUUUAUGAGACGAGUUAUGGGGCGACAGGAAAAUAUAAAAAGUAGAAACUUGAAACUUACUAAAACAGAGAUCAAAACAAACUAGUUACAAAAAAAAGAAAAAAAAGAAAAAAGAAAUAAUAAUAAUAAUUUCGGCGACAUCCUACUGCCUUCAUAAGGGAAAGGGGCGGGACGUAGCUCAGUGGUACAACGCUCGCCUGAUAUGCGAUCGAUCUAGGAUCGAUUCCCGUCGGUGGGCCCAUUGGGCUAUUCUCGUUCCAGCCAGUGCUUCACAACAGGUA
Molecule: messenger RNA, 4511 nt
Organism: Gigantopelta aegis
Lineage: Eukaryota; Metazoa; Mollusca; Gastropoda; Neomphalida; Peltospiridae
Product: WD repeat-containing protein 64-like
Exons: 32
Coding region: 186-3722 (1178 amino acids)
Molecular function (GO): protein binding
Source: RefSeq, a predicted model, not a curated record